Syngnathoides biaculeatus (alligator pipefish) is the source of this 2175-nucleotide messenger RNA. RefSeq names its product 3-oxoacyl-ACP synthase, mitochondrial (gene oxsm). Gene Ontology annotation, biological process: fatty acid biosynthetic process. The record is from RefSeq and is a predicted model, not a curated record. Lineage: Eukaryota; Metazoa; Chordata; Actinopteri; Syngnathiformes; Syngnathidae. The transcript has 3 exons. Gene Ontology annotation, molecular function: 3-oxoacyl-[acyl-carrier-protein] synthase activity. The coding region runs from base 1467 to 2021 and encodes 184 amino acids.
CUGUGUCUCCUUCAGGUAUCCUUGGCACUCUCUCAUUGGUCUCCUUUGGUCCGCCGGAUGUUGGCCCGACUCCUCCCCUGGAUACUCGCGUGCUGGCUCCUCCUGGUGGUGGUUUCCUGACAGUAGUUUUUCCACCAACUGCCUCCGAGUCCUCUCGUCUCCGCAUCCUCCUUGCAGUUAGCACCGUCUGUUCUAAAACAUUCCCUUCUUGCACAUUCUUGCACCACAUACCCUGUUUCGUUCCACCAGUCACACACUCAGCACUUUACAGUCUCACACUUUCAUACACAGGAUGCAGCAACAUCUAAUGAACUACUUUAAGCUCAAACUCUUAUAUUCCUUUAACGCAUUUCACUUGUUCAUUUGUUGUCUCUAUGACGUCCUAUUUCAGACAGAAAUGUUUCCUCGCAUUUGAAAAUCAAAUUCAUUUGCAGGGUUCUCCAUCCAUCCAUUUUCUUUGCUGCUUAUCCUCAUUAGGGCCGCGGUGAAUGCUGGAGCCCAUCCCAGCUGUCAACGGGCAGGAGGCGGGGUACACCCUGAACCGGUUGCCAGCCAAUCACAGGGCACAUACAGAUGAACAACAGUCACACUCACAAUCACACCAUGGGGCAAUUUAGAGUCUCCAAUUAAUAUUGCAUGUUUUUGGGAUGUGGGAGGAAACCGGAGGAAAUCCAUGCAGGCACGGGGAGAACAUGCAAAUUCCACACAGGCGGGGCCAGGAUUCAACCCGUGACCUCAGAACUGUGAGGCCAACGCUUUACUAGAUGAUCCACCGUGCCCUCUUGCAGAGUUCUAUAUUUUGAAAUUCAUCAACAAUUUCACAGAAAAUGUAUUUUCUUGCUUAUCCACUGAUGAAGUUUGGGAAAAUAUUUACAUCACUUUUUCACAAAAAAAACGUCGGCCUCCAAAGGUGAAGCAGAGAGGGAACAGUGAACAACAACAACAACAACAACCGUAAACAAAACUUUGCUCUGCUCAUCAGAAAAUAAAAAAAAAUAUAUUACAAACAAACUUUAACAGUGUCAAAGUAAAUCUUUGAAAUUUAGCUGUGGAAUGUUUUCUCAUAGCCACGAAACUGGCGAUUAACUUAAUCGCUGUCUCCGCACGUCUGCCUAGUUGUUUUGGGAGUAUCAAGAUGGCGGAUGGCGAUUUCAGUUCGGUGGCCAAUGAGUCAGCCAGUCUUUUUUUUUUUUUUUUAGAUCAGUGGGUCUCGCUGGUAACUUCAUAGCAAUCUGUUUUGGGUCUUGAAUAUAGCAGUCCAAAUGAUGCCUGAAUAUCGUGUAGUUCCAAAUAAUAUUCCAUGUGGAUGUGCUUUCAUACAAAACCAUUUAAAAUGAGGGACAGAAUCUUGUGUUGGUCCUCUGGCAAUAGCUGGGUUUGCAAGAGCACGAGCUCUUGCCACCAAAUGGAAUGAUUAUCCGAAACUUGCUUCAAGACCCUUUCAUCCACAAAGAGAUGGCUUUGUGAUGGGUGAGGGAGCAGCUGUGCUCCUACUGGAAGAACUGGACCACGCAGUAAAGCGUGGAGCCAGAAUGUAUGCUGAGGUGUUGGGAUACGGACUCUCAGGAGAUGCCAGCCACAUAACUACACCCACUGCAGAUGGAGAUGGCGCAUUCAGAUGCAUGACAGCUGCCAUCAAAGAUGCUGGCAUUUCUCCUGAAGAUGUGUCUUACGUGAAUGCUCAUGCCACAUCCACACCUUUGGGUGAUGCAACGGAAAACACUGCCAUCAAGAGGCUCUUUCAUCAAAGUGCAGGAAAGUUGGCUGUGUCCUCCACCAAAGGAUCCACUGGACAUUUGCUUGGGGCUGCAGGAGCUCUGGAGACAGCCAUCACCGCUCUGGCUUGCUACCACAAUAUCCUGCCCCCGACCCUUAAUUUGGACUGCACUGAGCCAGAGUUCAACCUUAACUAUGUUCCCUGUAUCGCGCAGCCAUGGGAGACUUUGGGUAGAAGGGUUGCCCUCACAAAUUCAUUUGGAUUUGGAGGAACAAAUGCCACACUCUGUAUUGCCAACAUCUGAAAAUCGGAACUUGUUUUAACGUACUUUCCUGGGGUUGUGACAUUUUAAGGAUAAAAUAAUCUUCAAAGACCGAUAACUAUACACAUACAUACCAUACAUAAGUACUGUUUAUACAUAUUUGUGACCCUCCACAUGAUUAAAUCCAUUGGAAGUC